CCCCGUGGCAGCCCCAGGAGACAAUCUUGAGUCUCCACCAUGCUCCCCAGCGAGACUGUCACUCAGCCCGACAGGAAGUGUGACCUCAUCCUGCCGCUCAGCCCCUGGUUUCGCAGGCUGCUUUUGAACGAAAACAAGAACGGUUUGAAGGCAGACUUUCCCAAGAACUACAUGCUCUUCUGUUCUGGGAAACAGCCAAAGGAACCAGAGGCGGCUGAGGACGAAAUCCUGCAAAUGCCUGCACCUGCACCGUGCGGGCAUCGCCGAAAAGGAGGGGAAGGUGGGGUUUCCCCUCAUCAGGCGACCUCUGCACCUGUUGACAGCCCGGCAUUCGUCCGUUGCAGCUGAAGAGCGGCUACGUCCUGGAUUUCUCCGCUGACCGUCUUGCUCGGGAGGCUUCGUCUUUCAGAAAUCUGUAAAGUUUGAACAAGCAGCCUGCCCAAGAUGUACCGAAUAUCUCGACUGAUGUCAACACCGGUGGCAAGUCAAUGUUCCUCCGGGUCCAAGAGAGAAUCUGCUGGAGAGCUGUCUCCCACGUGCGUUUUCCCAAGCUUUGCCUGUGAUUUCCUGGCUGGUGACGGUUCCUUUGACUGCUGCUCCCUAGAUCCCCUGACAGGCUCCUACCUUCCCUGUCGCCGGAGUCCCAGGCUCCUCACCAACGGCUACUACAUUUGGACAGAGGACAGUUUCCUCUGUGACGGAGAUGGCAACAUCACACUGAGCCCAUCCCAGACCAGUGUGAUGUACAGGGAGAACUCAGUUAGAAUAUUUAGGAAGAAAAAGAGGAUCCGCCGCUCUUUCCCUUCUCUCCUCCGCCUCGGGGCCCCUAGAUCCUGGCUGCGGGGAAGCAUCUUCGCUGAUGCUGACUCGUCCCCGGGCGAGGCCAGCUGGCUGGAGGGAGCCAGCAGCCCGGAAGCGCAGCCUUGCAGCGACAGAGGCGGUGAUUUUGACUGUGUGCUGACUGAUGACUGGGCGUCGGAGCGGCUGGAGGCAGAGUCCGUGGCAGCCUCCUCCCCGGGCCACGUCACGCCUGAGACUCCCGGAGGAGACUCCCUCCGCGGGGCCCUGCAGCCCCGGGGGACGGCUGCUGAGCAUCUCCAAGGGGAUAUUUUGGAUCAUUCAAAAACCAGUUUGUUGGAAGAGAUCUCCUUUCAGACAGUUCUGCUUGCUGCAUGCUUGGCCAUGUCUGCAUGUGCAAGGUGGCUGCUGGGAGGACUGGUAGCCGGUGUCUUCACGUGCUCCUUGACCAUCACGAUUGCCUAUGUUGUCAAGUCCCUGCUGCUCAGCCUUGCCAGCUACUUCAACGCCGGCCCCUGCGCUCGGCGUCAUCCACACACGCUCUUGCCUUUAAGACCUAUGAAAACAAGGACUUCUGACUUCACUUUUGUAUCCAUCUCAAUGCCUUGAAAAUGGUUUGCCAAAAUUUGACAGCCAUUCAGGAGUGCCUGUGAUGAAUGUCUUCAAUCUGAAUCUCCGGAAAUUGUCCCAUUUCCAGUCUGCUGGGAAUCAACUGCUUUACUGGAAGGGAGUGAGCGACUGGAUACUCGAGAAAAGCCAUUUUCAUUGGGUUAUGUGUGUGUGUUUUUUUAAAAAAAAAUCCCCAGUUUUGCCCUCGAAAAACUGUACUAUGUUUGUGAAAACAAUAUUAAUUCAUCUUUCUGUUGCAAAUACUGGCAGUGGAAAAGGGAAGCACUGGGAAAUGUGAUAGAGGCCAUGCCACCCGGGUAAACAUUGUCCUGUUAUUCCCUGAGGCCAUGGUGCUCACACGUUAAUUAUCACCAGGGGAUUCUAUGGGGAGCUUGUAACAAUGCUCAUUCCUGGGCCUGCCCGCACGGGCCCACCCUCUGCUCAGCUGCUUUAGCCGAAUAAUGAAAGCGAGUUUAUAGAACCAACACCAACAUGAACGUAAUUAAAUGCAGCUUAUACCGUGUAGAAAACAUCAGUAUUUUUGCUAAAGGAGUGGCUCAGUAUUGGGUGGUGACCGUAGAUGACGGUUGAUGGAAAAGGGGCGGGACAGAGCCAUUUUUUUUGGAAGGUACAUUCUUCUUUUUAAUUUUUGUUUUAAAUUGAAUUUAUUGGGGUGACAUUGGUUGAUG
Myotis brandtii (Brandt's bat) is the source of this 2096-nucleotide messenger RNA. It is a transcript of the gene TMEM71, whose product is annotated as transmembrane protein 71. Lineage: Eukaryota; Metazoa; Chordata; Mammalia; Chiroptera; Vespertilionidae. The record is from RefSeq and is a predicted model, not a curated record. The coding region runs from base 445 to 1407 and encodes 320 amino acids. The transcript is spliced from 11 exons.